AUGCUACGAGACCUUAACGACAAUGAAACAGGCAAUAUUGCAGACAUUGCAAACUCGACAAAGUCUGACAGCGACAGCCUCCCUUUCCUAUUAGAGUCAAAUAUUGUGCAUUGCUAAGAGCACGCAGCAUUCCAAACCGCGGAAACCCACACCAAAAAUCCCUAUUCCUGUCCUCCUCACUAUCAAUAAACCAGCCUAGCCAGCACUCAGCCCAUUAGCCCUGUGUUCCUGCAUAACCCUUCUCCGCAGCCCUAGCCCAGGCGCUCAGACCCCCUCGGCCCGUUUCUCGUGCUCCCAAGCCCCUGACGCCCGUCGCCGAUCGUCGCAACGCCACCUCCAGAUUCUCCUUUCACCGUCAACCACCACCGACCGCACUCCUCCCCCCCAAAUAAGCUAAUACACACAACCACCACCCACCAUGCCCUCCCAGCGCCGCAUCAAAGUCUUCGGCCUGAUGGUCCUCCUCACCGUCCUCAUCACCCUCUACAUGACCUCCUCGGCGCGCAGCACCCAGAACUCAGACUUCUACACCAAGACCUCCGACGCGCUCGUCGCGAAAGACCUGGCCGAGAAGGCGGCGGCGGAGAAAAUCGACGCUGACGACGUGGGCGCGCGGCUAAAGGCGGCCGAGGACGCGGCGAAGAAGGCGGCGGAUGUGAAGGGGCAGAAGCUGCUGAGCGAGGAGGACGAGGGGCGGGGGGAGAAGAGCGUGGCGGGGCGCGUGCUGAUGAAGGAGCAGGAGGAGGAGAAGGAGGAGAGCGAGCGGGUAGUCGACAUUCCGCAUACAGCGGAGGAGACGGCGAAGAAGGUAGUUAAGGCGAAGCAGGAGCCCGAGACGAAGGAGGAUCACGAGGUGGAGGUGGAGUUGAAUGCGAUUCUGAAGAAGAGCCCGAUCAUCAUUUUCUCCAAAUCGUUCUGCCCCUUCUCCCGAAAGGCGAAGACAAUCCUCCUCCAGCAAUACAAAAUCGUGCCACCGCCCUACGUCGUCGAACUCGAUAAACACCCACUCGGUCCCGCGCUACAAGCUGCCCUCGCCAAGAGCACUGGCAGACAUACCGUCCCCAAUGUCCUAAUCAACGGCCGGAGUAUCGGCGGCGGUGAUGACGUGGAGGCACUACACCAGAAAGGCAAAUUGGACAGCACAAUCAGGAGCAUGGGUGGCAGACGGAUAGUUGAGGUCACCAAGAUCGAGGUCAAGAGCAAGGAAGAGGUGAAGAGGUGAUGACUCGGCUCCUCGGGCCCGCUUUGGGGCCAUGGAAGUGGUGUAUUAUACCGCUACAUCGCUAGCAACUUUUGGAGAACUGCAUCAGAAAAGGAAAGAAUGGGUGGGGCAUCUGGGAUCGGAUCGGAGGUCUACUGGCGUCGGCAUUGGCUUUUUGAUUUCGCGCUUUCGAUACCUAAGUGGUAGUUAGGGUCGCUGAGGCUGGGGGGUGGUUUACGACACUUCUGUAAGAUCCCUUAAUUAAUGAAGAAGAAGGAGGAGGAGGAGGAGAAUGACUGUGGAUGUUUCAAAGUGUGUUUACACUUGCUUAAAUUAGGAAUCAAACAAGAUCUUGAGUUAUAUCUUGUCCUAAUUAAUAGGAAUAUAACCAGGCAGUUCUACGUACCUUUUAGGCUAUUUUGCUUGAGGCUAAUUCAAGAGGCGCGAGGAUCGAAGGU
This is a messenger RNA of Mytilinidion resinicola, 1659 nucleotides long. RefSeq names its product glutaredoxin. Bases 419 to 1222 code for a protein of 267 amino acids. Gene Ontology annotation, cellular component: Golgi lumen; cis-Golgi network; cytoplasm. NCBI's taxonomy places the organism in Eukaryota, Fungi, Ascomycota, Dothideomycetes, Mytilinidiales, Mytilinidiaceae. The record is from RefSeq and is a predicted model, not a curated record. Gene Ontology annotation, molecular function: glutathione disulfide oxidoreductase activity. Gene Ontology annotation, biological process: cellular response to oxidative stress. The transcript is spliced from 2 exons.